CCAACGAAAAUAAAAUUCAAAAAAAUAAACAGAAAAAACAAAAGAAAAGCCUGAGAGAAACUGCGAGAAAAUUCAUAAAAGGAGAAAAAAAAAAAAAAAGGCGUGAAGAAGGAAGAGAAACAAAUAUCUCUAAUUGUGUGUGUUGAGUUCGAGUUUUGAAUCUUUUUGAGAAGAGAAAUUUUGGUUUAGUAAAUGAAAUAUGGUGGCUGAAGCAAAGGUUGUCUGUCAACAGAGCGUCCCUGUGUUGGAUGUUCAAUAUUUUGCCAGAGGAAGCGGCGUUCACGAGAUUGAAGAUGUUGUUAACAUCUCACCGAGAAGGUUAAAUCAAGUUCGUGUUUCGGAUUCUCUGCCUGCCGAUUUAUCUACCUCUCAAGUGGUGGAUAUAGAAUCUGUUGAGAAAAUUCCGGAUGUGUCUCUUGAGCAUGCAAUCUUGCAAUUUGUUCCCAGUGUCCGUUCCGGCAGCUUUGCUGAUAUUGGGCCGCGAAGAUAUAUGGAAGAUGAGCACAUACGGAUAGAUGAUCUGUCCACACAACUGGGUUCCCUUUUCAAAUUCCCCAAGCCAAGUGCUUUUUAUGGGGUUUUUGAUGGUCAUGGAGGACCUGAAGCAGCAGCUUAUAUUAGGAAAAAUGCAAUCAGACUCUUUUUUGAAGAUGUUAAUUUUCCCCAAACAUAUGAAGUUGACAAUAUCUUCUUGGAAGAGGUGGAGAACUCCCUUCGGAAAGCAUUUCUUCUGGCCGACCUAGCUCUGGCAGAUGACCACAGUGUGAACAGUUCUUCUGGGACAACUGCUCUUACUGCUUUUAUAUUUGGAAGGCUAUUAAUGGUGGCCAAUGCUGGUGAUUGCCGAGCAGUUCUCUGUCGUAAAGGAGAGGCAAUAGAUAUGUCCCAAGACCAUAGGCCUGUUCAUCCAUCAGAACGAAGGCGUGUUGAAGAAUUGGGUGGGUACAUUGAUGAUGGUUAUCUCAAUGGUGUUCUAUCAGUUUCUCGAGCCCUUGGGGAUUGGGACAUGAAAAUCCCUCGAGGUGCUCCUUCACCUCUCACUGCAGAGCCAGAGUUCCAGCAGGUGGUUCUGACAGAGGAUGAUGAGUUUCUUAUAAUUGGUUGUGAUGGGAUUUGGGAUGUUAUGUCAAGUCAGCAUGCUGUCAGCCUUGUCCGUCGUGGGUUGCGGCGACACGAUGAUCCAGAACAGUGUGCUAGGGACCUUGUCAUGGAGGCCUUGCGCCGGAACACAUUUGACAAUCUGACUGUGAUUGUUGUCUGCUUCUCCACCCUUGAUAAUCGGGAGCCAUCACCAUCUAGGCAAAGGAGACACAAGUGUUGUAGCCUCUCUCCGGAGGCCUUUUGUAGCUUGAGGAACUUCUUGGAUAGCAGUACCAACCGUUGAAUGUAUAUAGCAUAAUUUUUAAAUAAAAUUCCCUUUUUGGAAGGGGAAUCUGUUUCUGGCUGCUUCAGUUUUACGCUAGAAAAAGCAGCUAGCAUUUUUGUAAGUGCUGAUUUUUCAAACGGCACACCGUGAGUUGGAUGAAUGUAUACAAGUGGUGUGGGUGGAUGGUGGCGUUGGUGCUGAGAUUAAAAUGUUGUACAAUAAUGUGUUCGUCGGGGAUUUGUUUAUUCUAACAAGUCCAGUAUGGUUGUCCAUUUUGACCUUAUUUAUUUUUAAUUGUACCGUUAAUGUAUAUACAGUUUGAAUAAAAAGAUCUUAAUUUUUAUUUUCAUA
Hevea brasiliensis (rubber tree) is the source of this 1717-nucleotide messenger RNA. RefSeq names its product probable protein phosphatase 2C 49. The transcript is spliced from 4 exons. Gene Ontology annotation, biological process: protein dephosphorylation. The record is from RefSeq and is a predicted model, not a curated record. Lineage: Eukaryota; Viridiplantae; Streptophyta; Magnoliopsida; Malpighiales; Euphorbiaceae. The coding region runs from base 200 to 1384 and encodes 394 amino acids. Gene Ontology annotation, molecular function: protein serine/threonine phosphatase activity; cation binding.